Messenger RNA from Brassica napus (rape), 884 nucleotides. RefSeq names its product protein decapping 5-like. The transcript is spliced from 3 exons. NCBI's taxonomy places the organism in Eukaryota, Viridiplantae, Streptophyta, Magnoliopsida, Brassicales, Brassicaceae. The record is from RefSeq and is a predicted model, not a curated record. Bases 233 to 571 code for a protein of 112 amino acids.
CCGGUUCUCCAUUUAACCCGAAACGAAAUUGAAGUAGGCGCGGAAGGCCCAACGAAAAGCCCACAUACACACAGUUAAGUUCUUCCCCACUCUCUCUCUCUAUAAAUACCUGAAUCUUUUAAAAAAAUACAAACAAACUUUUCGAUCGAGAAACAGAGAGAAGUAGAGAACGUACGUGGACAAGAAUCACGAACGCGACUCAUCGUCUCCACUCACCUCAAAGGCUCUGAACAUGGAAGAGAUCGGCAGCUUCGUUAGUAUUAUCCGCACCGAUGAAGCAAGGAUCGAAGGAAUCCUUGUUAAGGUUGAUCUUUCGAACCAGAGAGUCGCUGUCAAGAACGCAAGGAACUUUGGAAGCGAAGGAAGAAAGCUUCGCGGAGCUCAGAUCCCACCAUCAUUACUCCUGCAUGGAUGCAUGACACUGGGAUCACGUCAGAUCAAGGACAUGGAGAUCAUUUUGCUUUCACCUCAGGAGAGAAACUUCCCACCUCUUUCUCAGCGCAGGAUUGGAGCAAGGAACAAGAUGGAUGGACCUUCCUACUCCGAGAUCGCUAAGGGGAAGAAGAACUAGAAGAACUAGGGUUUUAAUUAAACCAUCUUUAAUUCGUUGAGGAUAUUAAACACCUUUUGAACUUUGUAACUCUAACCAAAGUUAUCAAAGUUCUUUAUUCUCACAGAUUAAAGCUUUUCUAUAUUUCGUGUGUUGAGUUUUUUUGGUCUAAAUCUAGGUUUGUGAUUUUUUAUGUUUAUGUGUAUAUAUACUUAGAUGCAUGCUUGACUGUUUUAGCUGAAUCUUUUUAGAUACUUUGCAAGGAACAAUCUAUUAUACCGAAUGCAGUGUAUUACUGGAUAUAAGAAGCCACUCCAAUGAUACAUAGCGCAAG